UAAUUAAAAAUGGCUCUCCUCGAAGUUUUUAUGGUUCUUUUAAACUCGUUCAUCGCAAUUUUCGUCGCAAUCAUAGUUUAUUACAAAAACUGUUACAACUUUUGGAAGAACAAAAAAAUUCCUUAUCUCACCCCAAAAAUUCCUUUGGGAAACUCUCAAAAUCCGUUUUUCAGGAAAUCUUCGAGUUACGAACAAUUAAAAUUGAUUUACGACCGGAUGAGAAGCGAAAACGUUAAUCAUUGCGGAAUUUAUGAUUUUACAACUCCGAUUUAUUUCCCCAUCGAUUUGGGGGUAAUCAAAAACGUUUUUGGGGAACAAAUUCUUUUUAAUAAAAAUUAUUUCCGAUUUAAUUUCGAGGAUGACUCAAAAAUCGAACGAUUAUUCGAAACGAUCUUAAAAUGUUCCCAACAAAUGGUCGAUGGGCUAAAAAAGUUCGAAAAUAAAUCCCAACCGAUCGAUAUCGAUGAAGUUUUGAGGUGUUUUAUGGUGGAUGUGAUUAAAAAUUGCGGAUUUGGGGUUAAAUCGAACGGAUUUUUAGACGAUUAUUUAAGAUUCACCCCGUAUAAAAAAUUCGGGGUGAUUAAAAAGAACCCCAUUUUUGAGAUUAUCUCAAAAAAAUUAAAAAUGUUGGAAAAAAACGAUUUCUUUUUUGAGAUUGUUAAGGAGAGUGUUAAAUUCCGAGAAGAAAAUCGGUUAAAAAAGUCGGAUUUUUUACAAAUUUUAAUCGACGAAAAUUGGGAAAUCUACAAAGAAGUCGAUUAUGAGGAAAAAAUCGCUUUAAAAGCUUUGGAUUUUUUUUCGACUUCGUUUAAAACGGCGAUAAACGUUUUAACUUUUUCACUUUACGAGUUGGCGAAAAAUCUUGACGUUCAAGAUAAAUUAAGAUUGGAAAUUUUGAAGUUUAAUCAAUUCGAUUACGAAAAAAUCAAAAAAUUUGAAUAUAUGAACCAAGUUAUUGAAGAGACUUUACGAAAAUACCCCCUCGUUCCAAUAAUAAAUAAAUCGUUUAAUAAAUCGUAUCGAUUACCGGGGAGUGAUUCGACGUUAGAAAAGGGUACAAAAAUUCAAAUUGCAACUUUUGCAAUUCAAAGGGAUCCAAAUUUUUUUCCAAAACCGGAUUAUUUCAUCCCAGAACGAUUUUCAAACGAGAAUAAAACCAAAAUCGAUCCGUUGAGUUAUUUACCUUUCGGUUUGGAGCCGAAAUCUUCGAUUGGAGUCAAAUUUGGAUUAUUACAGACUAAGAUUGCUUUAACGAUGUUGUUAAAGGAUUACAAAGUUAGUUUGAAUUUUAAUACGAAAGAUCCGUUAAAGUUUGAUAAGAAUAACUCGUUGUUAGUGGCGAACGAUAAGAUUUGGUUGGAUGUUAAUAAAGUUAAUUAA
Onthophagus taurus is the source of this 1380-nucleotide messenger RNA. NCBI's taxonomy places the organism in Eukaryota, Metazoa, Arthropoda, Insecta, Coleoptera, Scarabaeidae. The record is from RefSeq and is a predicted model, not a curated record.